AUGGUGUCACCUAGCCAGUCAAUUAACGCGUGGAUUGAAAACAACCUCUUUCAAGAUUUUGCCACCAUGCCGACGAGUCAGGUUAACAGUAACUCGUCAACAAAACAAGCCAACGGAGGCAAAAUUGAGGCGAAGGAGAAGUUUAUGAAAAGACGAAUAACAAGAUCAAUGACUCAAAAAGCACUUGAUGUUGAAAGGUCGAUAUCUAAUCAUGGAUCGACCGUCCAAGAAAUUACCGAAGAAUUAUUUUCUGACGAUAAAAAUCAGGGAAUGCACGACAAGAAAGGGAAUAAUAAUAGUGAAUUAGAAGGUAAUGACGAAUCAUUUGAUGAUUUAGAAGAACAAACGGCGGCAGCACAAGUAUUGCAGUUGCUAGGACGGGGAGAUGUUCCUGGAUCUAACUCCGAUUCAAACAUAUUGAAUUUAGAGAAAUCUGAAUUUGUCAAAGUUUCUGAAGUUGAUAAUAAAAUACCUACUUUUGAGGAGAUUAAAUGGUGUCCAAAAGAGGAUGAAUUGUCAAAAAAUAGUAUUCUUAAUUUUGGUCUUGGAAAAUGUAAAGAGAUUACAUCGACUAUUUCCGGGCGUAUUGACGAUCAAUGCAAAGAACGAUGGGAUAGUAUUAGUAUUCAACAUAAAUCAGCUCAUCCCAGUCCUUUACAAGAAAUAGAAGAAGCAGUUAUAGAUCAUUCAUAUUUUGAGACAGAAUGGGGAACAUUUUCUCAAAAGUUAUCGGAUAAUCAUCUUGAUCCAGAUUCAACAUCAACUGCACAGACGCACGUUGAUAUUUCGAUAGACUGGAGUAGCGUUAUGGAUCCAUCUUUGCUUCCUGUUACUCUCUCCAAUCAUGGAGAACCCGGUACAAAGAUAGUACUCUCACCUUCUCAGUCAUCAAAACGUAGGCAUUCUAGUGAUACCGAAGAAAAUGUUGAGGAAUUCAUCACAAAGGAUGAUCGACAAAUCGGUGAUUCUUUAGAAGCUGGAUUAUCUGCUGAUCUGCUUAUUACUGCAAUGACCGAGAACCCUCAAUUUUUUUAUCAAUCGGCAACUAAUGAUUAUUCAGAAGUUUCUUACGCUGCUGGCCCUGAAUCUUUUCUUAUUUCUGGCGACAAGGAAGACAUAUCAUCUGAUUCCGCAAAUACGGAUAAAGAUUUAAACGAUCUAUCAAUGGGCUCGCAUUCCGUAAAACGACGAAAAACAUCUAUCUCAGAUCUGACAUCUCGCCGACAUUCUCAAAGCACAAAUGGUGACGGUCUGAUAUCUCAGCUUGGGUAUGAGUGCACACAGUGCAAUAAAACGUUUGCGCGACUUUACAAUCUCAAAUCACAUCAACGGACGCACUCAACUGAUCGACCGUUUAAGUGUCCUUCAUGUGAAACAGCGUUCGCACGGAAUCAUGAUCUGAAGAGGCAUCAAAAGAUUCAUGAAAACGCCAAACCCUAUAAAUGUCUUGGUUGCAAAAAAUUAUUUUCGAGGUUCGUCAGAUUGAUGCAAAAUAAUUUGAAUAAAGGUCAGGGUUUUUUAACAAUGAAUUUGUUUGAUAAUAGGUUGGAUGCACUCAGACGGCAUAAACAAAAUCCAAAAAGUCGUGAGUCAUGCCGAGAGUCCGAAAUAGCGGCGAGCCAUGUCGAAAGUCCGAAGUAG
Acaulospora morrowiae is the source of this 1641-nucleotide messenger RNA. Lineage: Eukaryota; Fungi; Glomeromycota; Glomeromycetes; Diversisporales; Acaulosporaceae. The record is from the annotation of a GenBank genome assembly.